AUGACGGGUGCAGGAGUUCCUCGCUGUGUAAUUUCUACCAGGAUAACGGUUUAUCACAACGACACUGUGCGUCUACCGGGAACGUCGACGAUUCAUCACGUUGGAAACGGAUGCUGUCCCUUGAUGCACUGCGGGGUGGUCCACAAGGGCGCGGCGUGUGCAAUGGCCGAAGGAGGUAUCCGAGGAGAAGCUGGAGCCGGCGGCGCGGCUACCGCCAACAGAAACCUGGAUAAGUCUCUCGAGAAGUCCCUUCAACGGAUGCUCGACCCGGUAGCCCUACUCGAAGACGACGACGUCUCUCUGGAACGUCUGGUCCACACCUUCGUUGCUCAAGACAAGAUCUCACGUGGGGAUGACGGAAAGCGACCGUUGGGCUGUCCGCCCCACCAAGGUUCCAGCACGAGAGAACCCCUCAUCAAAACCAACCCCGAACAGAAGAAAGUCUACCAACUCCGAGCACCCAAACAGAUUAAUCUGCACUUCCAGUCCAGCUAUGGCCAGACCUCUUACUCACCACCUCCGAGGAAACCUCUUCCGAUCCUGCAGAUGGCCCAGGCCGCUGCUCAAGAAUCACAAAGUCCAGCUCGGGUUUCGGUCAAGGAUCGGAAACACAUAUUCGAGCAAAAAUGUCGCGAAGUCGAGGAGAGCCAUCGCCGCAAGAAGGAAGGCACGCUCCGGGAACAGCGCCGAUCGAAGGAGAUGCUCAAGGGAUCGGUCGCGGAUCGGAUUCUUCUGUUCGAGAAAAUGCCGGAACAGAUCGACGAGCCUAGAUCGCCAAAAUCACCUCCGAAAGAGAUACUGGUACCUCAAGACGCUUCUCACGUUUCACCCCCCGUACCGGGAAAGGAUCAUUGUGAGACGCUUCGACGCGCGAUCCAGUCGAAAUGCAUUACACGUCAAAUUCCAGUAUUCUAUCACCCUGAAGGAAAGCCCUGUGACACGCGAGAAGUUGAUCUUGUGAUGAAGAAAAUUGUACAUGCUUACCAAAUCGUCGGCGACGCCUAUUGUUCGGCGAGCAAGUUCUCCCUGGUGGUCAAAGCCUGCGAUCUACCUCUUUACUGGAAAACCGCGCUCUUUAUAGCGGCUGGCGGUACGGCGGUCGACCGGGGUCUCCAUCAGCAGACGUUCCUCAAUUACUGGAAAUCGAUUAUGUUGACCGGUCGGGACGAAGUUUCAUGGCUCGUCAAAAUACUCUCCAACGGACAGCGGAAUUAUCUCGUACCCGACGAUUUCAAGCCGAUUGUAUUGGAUGUGAUCGCCAAUCAUCCUGGUCUGCAUUUCUUGCGCGAAGCACCUGAGUUCCACUCGAGGUACGUUACGACUGUGAUAGCCCGAAUCUAUUAUGACAUAAGUGCCACUUGGUCCAACAAGCUGUACGGGGACGAGCUCCGCCGCAGCAACCUACUUCAGACGAUACGUAUGCUGGAAGUUGAGGACGACAUAAACAAGAUCACCGACUACUUCUCGUACGAGCACUUCUACGUCGUCUACUGCAAGUUUUGGGAACUGGACGAGGAUCACGACUUGUGGAUCGACAGGAAUGACAUGGCCAAGCACAAUAACGCCGCGUUGUCCACGCGAAUCAUCGAGAGGAUAUUCACUCCAGGCGUCGUGAUAUCCACUCCUGAGAGUAAGGGUAGGAUGGCUUAUGAAGAUUUCGUGCAUUUCCUUCUGGCUGAGGAGAACAAGAAACACCCCAGAGCUAUCGAAUACUGGUUUAGAUGCAUGGACCUCGACGGAGACGGCCGUCUCUCGCUCUAUGAGCUGGAAUUUUUCUAUGAGGAGCAAACUCAGCGGAUGGAGUGCCUAGGACUUCAAGCUAUGCCAUUCAUCGACGCUCUCUGUCAGAUGAUAGACAUGAUCAAGCCCAAACACGAUAAAUUCUUGACUCUGGGAGACCUCAAGAGAGCCAAGGCGGUCGGGGUCUUCUUCGACACAUUCUUCAACCUCGAGAAAUAUCUUGAGCACGAACAAACCGACCCGUUCAGUUCCGGACCGAUGGACGGCAAAGCUGCGUGGAACCAGUACGCCAAAGAGCAAUACGAGAUGCUGAUCUCCGAGGAGUGA
This is a messenger RNA of Galendromus occidentalis (western predatory mite), 2067 nucleotides long. Its product is annotated as serine/threonine-protein phosphatase 2A regulatory subunit B'' subunit delta. The record is from RefSeq and is a predicted model, not a curated record. Bases 1 to 2067 code for a protein of 688 amino acids. Gene Ontology annotation, molecular function: calcium ion binding; protein phosphatase regulator activity. The transcript is spliced from 13 exons. Gene Ontology annotation, cellular component: protein phosphatase type 2A complex. NCBI's taxonomy places the organism in Eukaryota, Metazoa, Arthropoda, Arachnida, Mesostigmata, Phytoseiidae. Gene Ontology annotation, biological process: protein dephosphorylation.